Molecule: messenger RNA, 402 nt
Organism: Parnassius apollo (apollo)
Lineage: Eukaryota; Metazoa; Arthropoda; Insecta; Lepidoptera; Papilionidae
Source: the annotation of a GenBank genome assembly
AUGGCAAUUAGACCAAUACAUUUGGCAGCAUAUAUGCUAGACCCUACAACUCAGGGAUUAGAACUUACUCAAGAGGAAGAACUUCAGGGUAUGGAGUUUAUCUACAAUUUAAGUCACCACUUGAGUUUGUUUAAUGUAAUGGCAGAUUUGGCGUGUUACAAAGCUAAAGAAAACUUUUGGGCCAGACCAUUUCUAUGGAGCUCAUUAGAUAGUAUUGAGCCCAUAAUAUGGUGGAAAGGUAUUUGUGGUUCCACCGAGCUUAGCAAAGUAGCGAUUCGUAUUCUAUCAGCUCCGUGUACUUCUGCAGCCACCGAGCGUUCCUUUAGUAUCCAAGGCUACAUACAUAAUAACAAAAGAAAUCGACUUACAACUGAAAGAGCUGAAAAAGUUCAUUUGUUAUAA